Xenopus laevis (African clawed frog) is the source of this 2580-nucleotide messenger RNA. It is a transcript of the gene dctn4.L, whose product is annotated as dynactin subunit 4 L homeolog. The transcript has 14 exons. NCBI's taxonomy places the organism in Eukaryota, Metazoa, Chordata, Amphibia, Anura, Pipidae. The coding region runs from base 194 to 1606 and encodes 470 amino acids. Gene Ontology annotation, cellular component: centrosome; dynactin complex; sarcomere. The record is from RefSeq and is a predicted model, not a curated record.
GCUACCCUUCCUCUAUAGCGUCACUGACAGUAACCACUUACUAAAGACCACCCAUAGAGGAGUGUGCAAUCACAACAUUGGAACGAGCACGCAGCACGCAGGCGGAGAUCAGGCACUGUUUCACGCCCCUACAGCUCGUGAGCGCGCACGCCGCAGGAGACGCUUCUGCGUUUCAUAUUCCCUGUGGCUCAAGAUGGCGUCGCUGCUGCAGUUAGACAGAGUAUUGUACCUAGUACACGGCGACAAGCCUAUUCGAGCGCCUCUCUCUCAACUCUAUUUCUGCCGAUACUGCAGCGAGCUCCGCUCCCUAGAAUGUGUCUCUCACGAGGUGGACUCGCACUACUGUCCCAGCUGCCUGGAGAAUAUGCCAUCAGCAGAAGCAAAGCUGAAAAAGAACAGGUGUGCAAACUGCUUUGACUGCCCUUGCUGCAUGCACACUCUUUCCACCCGGGCAACUAACAUACCUGCCCCACUCCCAGAUGACCCAGCCAAAACUACCAUGAAGAAAGCCUAUUACCUCGCCUGUGGAUUUUGUCGUUGGACUUCCAGGGAUGUUGGGAUGGCUGACAAAUCUGUUGCUAGUGGUGGAUGGCAGGAACCUGAGAAUCUACACACACAGAGGAUUAAUAAACUACUAGAGUAUUACCAGCAACUGGCACAGAAGGAAAAGAUUGAACGCGACAGGAAGAAGCUGGUGCGACGUCGCAACUAUAUGCCGCUUGCCUUUUCUCAACAUACUAUUCAUGUGGCGGAUAAAUAUGGACGUGGAACAAGGCUCCAGCGCCAGAGGCCAGGGGCGCCUAUUACUGCCCUUACUGGACUGACUCUUAAAGAAGGCGAAGACCAGAGAGAGAUAAAGAUUGAGUCAGCGCAAGCUGUUGAAGAAGUGGAACCAUUGCCAGAUGAUUAUUACACCAGGCCUAUCAAUCUAACUGAAGUUACCACUCUGGAUCAGCGCUUGUUACAACCAGACUUCCAGCCCAUAUGUGCCUCACAGCUGCAUCCUCGCCACAAACAUCUAUUAAUCAAGCGAUCACUGCGAUGCAGGAAAUGUGAACAUAAUUUGAGCAAGCCUGAAUUUAACCCAACAUCUAUCAAGUUUAAGAUCCAGCUGGUGGCCCUGAGUUAUGUUCCAGAAGUGAGGAUUAUGUCUAUCCCCAAUCUGCGUUACAUGAAGGAAAGCCAGGUCCUUUUAACUUUAACUAACCCAGUGGAGAACCUCAGUCAUUUGAACCUUCUCCCAUGCGAGGAGGGGGACCAAGAUGACAUCAACAGCACGGCAAAGGUGAUUGUACCAAGCAAGGAGCUGAUUCUAGCAGGAAAAGAUGCUGCCGCAGAGUAUGAUGAGCUGGCCGAACCACAAGAUUUCCAGGAUGAUCCAGAUGUUGUUGCCUUUAGGAAGGCCAAUAAAGUUGGAGUUUUCAUCAAAGUCACUCCUCUUCAAGAAAAAGGAAAAGUGAUUGUGAGUUUUAAGCUUAAACAUGACUUCCGAAACCUGGCAGCUCCUAUGAGACCUCUUGAAGACAACGAAUCCAGUUCAGAGGCAGUCUGGCUUACUCAUCACGUGGAGCUUGACCUGGGACUUGUGGUACCACCAGCCCAGUAAGAUGCUGAAUAGCUGGCACCUGCACAGGAGAGGUUAACUGGGGCCAACUUCUCCAGCUCUGAAUGAUGAAUAAGGCUAGGGUGGUGGUACCAGUGGUUUAGGUAGCCAGUGCUCAGUGGUGUUUGUCUAACAAGAAACAACAGUGCAAGUAUGUCUGCCAGUAGCAUCGCUUGUCUGACCUUUAGGGGAUCUCUUUAACUCUGUUAGGAACAAUCUAGUAAGUUAUGCCAUACACGUUGUCAAACAUCAAUAUGCUAAACUGCCCACAAAGAUCUGCACCUCCCACACUUAACUUGCACCUGCAAAACUGUUCUACUUAUAUUUAUACAGUGUAGCUAAACUAAAUACAUAUUCUAAGCUUGAAUUAGGGAAACAUUUACUAGCAUCUCCUUAGCUGCUAGAUUCUCUAUAUCUGGGAUAUAGAUAUAGUUAAUGUAACACGGCACUUACUAACAGGCAUUUAUUUAGUUCUUGACUUGUUCCCAUCUGUGGGUGAAAAAAACAUGAUCUUGCUGUUUUACAAUAGCGCUGAUAUAUCAAUUGCUACUGGCUGAACCCACGGCUUCUUCUUUAGACUAUCUUAUUUCCCAGCUUCUUUUAAAUAUGAAUACUGUUGGUACCCCACAGUUAAGAUGUCUCAUUUUAGUAAUACACUAUAAUAGGGAUCAAUGCAUCUGCUUCAUCAUUUUUGUUUGGAACAUAAUCCAGAUCUUUGGAUUUUCAAGAGCAACAUGAAUUCACCUAAAGCUGGAAAUAACUUUUAAUACCAUGUGUGUGCGAUGCAUUGCCUGAACCAAUAUAUAUAUGCUAAAUCCUUAUUUAUUGUUAGAAUUUGCAUUUUAAAACCCUGUUGUUUUCUGUUGGGUGAACCUUAUAACAGUGAAGUGGCAAACCCUGGCAAUUGCAUGAUCUACUGGAACUCAGUAUAUCCCUUUUUAGCCUGGCUGUUUGAGGAAUAAAAUACACUAAAAUUA